This is a messenger RNA of Monomorium pharaonis (pharaoh ant), 558 nucleotides long. RefSeq names its product extensin-like. The coding region runs from base 1 to 558 and encodes 185 amino acids. The record is from RefSeq and is a predicted model, not a curated record. Lineage: Eukaryota; Metazoa; Arthropoda; Insecta; Hymenoptera; Formicidae. The transcript has a single exon.
AUGUACCGUGCGACACCCACCAGCAACACAGUCCCAAGCCCAAAGCACCACCGCAAAACCAACGACACCAACACCAAUCACCCACCCCAACACACCACAAAACACCUAAUAAAGAAAAAAAAAACCCCCACACCCACCCCACCCACCAACACCAACCCAAACACACCACACAGCUUCACACCCAACCCACAACACCCACAAACCCACAUAACCACACCCCCCUCCCGCCACAGACAGAAUCACACCACCUCCCCACGAAUAUUUUUCCGAAAAAAAAACACCAACCACCCCCCACUCCAGCUACAAAAACCAAAAAAACCCAACACACCCCCACCACAAACAAAACCAAAACAACCCACAACCCCCCAACAACAAACAAACCGAGACAACAACGCACACCAAACAAACAAAAACAACCACAAACGCAAACGAAACAAAAGAAAACAACAUACCCCACAAACACCCCAACACACAAACACCAACCAACCAAAAAAAAACUACAAACAACAACACCCCACCACCUACAAACAACACCCUCCUACGAAACUAUAUGUGUAG